Messenger RNA from Mizuhopecten yessoensis (Yesso scallop), 4040 nucleotides. Its product is annotated as coiled-coil domain-containing protein 148-like. The transcript is spliced from 13 exons. The record is from RefSeq and is a predicted model, not a curated record. Bases 83 to 1939 code for a protein of 618 amino acids. Lineage: Eukaryota; Metazoa; Mollusca; Bivalvia; Pectinida; Pectinidae.
ACCCAAAAUGGCGGACAUGGUAGGGAAGAUAAAUAUUACAUAGAAAUAUAAACCCAUAUUCUACAAUAAACCCAGCACCAAGAUGGGGACUCCAAAGCGUGCACUCGACACCAACAGGGAUUUCGUCACACAGUACACAUCUGAUGACACUGAUCGGAUCGUAAUGAGAAUCACCAAUGGUGUACGGAGUAACAAGUACAAGGAUGUGAACUACGACAAACUCAGGCUUCUCGCUGCAGAGAAAAAAUUCUCGGCUCACAAAUCGUUGCUUAAAGUGAAAAAAAUUGAACAAAUGUCGAAACAAACUAAGGAAAAUAAUUUAAUGAAACAACAUAAACUUGUGUGGCAGAAGGAGUUCAUUCGAUUAAGCAGCCUGAGGAAGCGACUACAGGGCGAGAUAGAGCGACAUCGCCGGGAACAUGUAGGCGAGCCAGGACCAUGUUCUAAUAUGUAUCGGGACUUUGAGGACUAUGAAUCAAAGCUGGAUCUUGAUUUUGGAACAUUUAAAACACAAACAGCAGAACCUAUAUGGGAGUUAAGGGAAGACCUGCAGUUUUGGCUUCAUGAAAACAUGGCCGACCUAAAGAUGGGCUCUCCCGACAUAGUACAGAAGCACAUGGAGAUAAAGGAGACAGUCAAAUCAGUCCAGGGUCAACAGAAACAGGUCAUGGAAAAGCUCAAGUACGAACAGCAGAGUCUGGAGCAUGAGCUCGGUAUGGGAGAGCUUGGAGAAAUGGUCCAUGAAGAGCAGGAUACAAACAUUCACAUAGAACAGGGGAUACCGGAGGCAGCAUUUGAACUGGAAUGUAAAGAUUUUGAUCUCAAGGUCAAUGUUCUUCAAGAGUUUAUCCACAUGGAUGAGUCGUUCAGGGAGAAAUUACACGAACUGGAGGAUCAGCAUGCUCAGAUAUUGAGGUCCGGUAAACAUGGAGGCUGGUCAGAGGAGGACCAUUUUAUGUUCUGUGUAGUCUAUGAACAGUACCCUCAUGAAAUGGCCAACAGGCGUAAGCACAUUAUCGACCGGUUACGGAGGCAUUUCCCUAAAAUGUCACGUGCCCAUAUGGUUAUGCAUGAGGAGUGGUGUGAGAGCAACAAGUACUUCCGGAUGAGAAAACAGGUGUUGAUGGCAGCCUGGCAGAAGGCCAGAGAUGAGCUUCUAUACAAGGCAAAGUCUGUCUUUAUGGAGGCUGACAUUGCAGCCGAACUGGAGGAGGUCAAGAUAGAAUACCUUCGCAAACAAAAACAAGUGAAGCAGGCAUUAUUUGAAAAGUUACAUCAGUGGCGAUGUCAGAAGAUGGAAGCAAUGCUCAUCCAACAGAACAUGCUUGAACGGCAACAAGAAGAACUGAGUAUGUACAACAAGAUGGAGGCAGAGCGGGAGAGGAAGCGGAGAACCGUCGAAAAGGACAAAAUAACCAACUUCCAUGAAGAACAGAUGCAGCUCCGUAAGAGACAAGAGGAGGGUGAUCAGCGUCGGUUAGAGGAGAUACAGAGAAACAUGGCGGAACAGGCUAAAUUUGACUUUGAAAGGAUCCAGUAUAGAGAAGAACAAAUUCAGAGAAAAAUUGAGGAGAGGAAGAGGAUGGAGGAGGAUAAAGAAGAAGAAGACAGACAGAGAGAAGAACGAUUAGAAACACUUAGACUACAGGUGCGAGUGAUAGCGGAGAGUGACCCAGAACGUAUGAUGAAGAACACACAGGCCUGGGACGCUCGUCUGAAUGGGGAAGUAGAAGAGGAAGUCAACAUCAAUAAACCAUUGUUUGAGGUCAAUUCCUUCACAUCACAACAGGUGACCUCUGACCCUCGGCUGAAACUGGAAACGAGGCUGCGGGAGGCUGGAUUACACAACUCAGACUAUGCUAGACACAUCAUGUCUAAUGUUAAACCAUUAAACCCACCACGGAGGGACAUGGAAUCUACACUCUUCAAAAAUGACUAACAUAUCUCAGAAUGUUACUGUGUUCAGGCUAACUACAGUAAUAUGUGAUUCAAUUUUGUUUGCCACUCAAGGGACUUAAAGUCGUAACUGUUUUUAAAACUGACCUAAACUUCUCACCAUUUUCUUAUGGCCUCUCAAAUAAAAUUGCAAGAACAGUGUUAAAAACAUGUCGAAGAAUUUGUAACCCCUUAAGGGGCAGAUCUUUGUAAUAAAAGUAAAGUCUAAGAAUAUUGUGAAGGAAAAUUCCUUACUUUUAAUCUAAUCUUAAUGUGAACUAUUUCACUUUUUAUACACUGCGCAAAUUAAAUUUGGGGGGGGGGGGGGGCUUAUAUAGAAAUCACUGUCCGUCCGUCUAUCCGUGAUCCUCAUAAGCAAACUCUUCCUUAACCGUGUGAUGGAUUUUUCUGUAAUUUUACACAGUGAAAAUACAUUCUACAUGUGCAUGGAGAAAGGAUUUGGCAUUUGACUAGUUUUACUUUGAGCUAUAGCCGUUUUAGUCUUUCUGCGCCAGAAACCUUGCAAGCGCAACUCCUCCUUAACAGUUUGUUGGAAUAUUUGGUAGCUUGGUGCAGUAAAAGCCAUCAUAUGUUAAUGUGAAUAAAUAAAGAAAUUUGUGAUUUGACUAUUUACCUGGAGUUAUGAUCCUUGAAACUUUAAAUUCUUCUCCAGAAAUAUGGUAAGCACAAGUUGGGGAUGGAGUUAUGGCCCUCGAAACUUUACAUUCUGCUCCAGAAAUAUGGUAAGCACAAGUUGGGGGUGGCGUUAUGGCCCUUGAAACUUUAAAGUCUGAUCCAGAAACAUGGUAAGCACAAGUUGGGUAUGGAGUUAUGGCCCUUGAAACUUUACAUACUGCUCCAGAAAUAUGGUAAGCACUAGUUGGGGGUGGAGUUAUGGCCCUUGGAACUUUAAAUUCUGCUCCAGAAAGAUGGUAAGCACAAGUUGGGGGUGGCGUUAUGGCCCUUGAAACUUUAAAUUCGGCUCCAGAAACAUGGUAAGCACAAGUUGGGGGGGGAGUUAUGGCCAUUGAAACUUUAAAUUCUGCUCCAGAAAGAUGGUAAGCACAAGUUGGGGGUGGAGUUAUGGGCCUUGAAACGUUAAAUACUGCUCCAGAAAUAUGGUAAGCACUAGUUGGGGGUGGAGUUAUGGCCCUUGAUACUUUAAAUUCUGCUCCAGAAAUAUGGUAAGCACUAGUUGGGGGUGGAGUUAUGGCCCUUGGAACUUUAAAUUCUGCUCCAGAAAUAUGGUAAGCACAAGUUGGGGAUGGAGUUAUGGCCAUUGAAACUUUAAAUUCUGCUCCAGAAAGAUGGUAAGCACAAGUUGGGGGUGGAGUUAUGGCCCUUGGAACUUUAAAUUCUGCUCCAGAAACAUGGUAAGCAAAAGUUGGGGGUGGAGUUAUGGCCCUUGGAACUUUAAAUUCUGCUCCAGAAAUAUGGUAAGCACAAGCUGGGGAUGGAGUUAUGGCCCUUGAAACUUUACAUACUGCUCCAGAAAUAUGGUAAGCACAAGCUGGGGAUGGAGUUAUGGCCCUUGAAACUUUAAAUUCGGCUCCAGAAACAUGGUAAGCACAAGUUGGGUAUGGAGUUAUGGCCCUUGAAACUUUAAAUUCUGCUCCAGAAACAUGGUAAGCACAAGUUGGGUAUGUAUUUUUGUGAGCUUACUUACAGUUACUCUCGUUACUUUUGUAGCUUGAAAUAUGGAAUUGUCUGUAAAAUUUUAACCUUUACAGUAGAAACACAUCUUAGUAUUAUUUAGGUUACUGUACAUGUAUAUAUAUAUAUAUAUACUGUAUAGUGCUGAAUCAGUCAGGCUGGUGCUCCUAUUACCGUAACAUGGACCUAGUAACAUUGUCAGAUUUGACAUCUGAUUAUAUUGUCUUCAGGAAGGCUAGACAAGGAUUUAAGUGGCAUAAUUAUCUUUCAUCUGUAAAUUUUGUUACAUGUGAAGUGAGCUAUUGUUUUCCAAUUCGUGCCAUGUCUAAACUGAACACUUGUAAAUAAACAUGGUAUGCUUAAAUUGAUGAAGUUACUUUCUUGAAAUCUGCAUUUAUCACAUAAUCAGCCUGUUAUCCAGUGAAUUUGCCCGUGUCAUAUUGUUACAUUAU